AUGAAUGUUACCAGCAUUGAGGUCGCUGACGCUAAAACGGGGUGGCUUUCUCUAUCAUGGCCUUGCAUCGAGCCGGUGCACUUUAAACAGAAGGAUGGGUACAACUGCGGAAUUCUCAUUUGUCUCUUUGUUGGAUGUUUGUGCGAAGAGUCCUCCGUAGAUGUAGCUUUCGACAUAGCAACCGAACGUGCACUAAUAACGUCUAUGGUGUUUGGCUGUUGUUACAAUGACAUCCACGAGAGAAACAUCAACGUCUGCAUAGUGUGCCAGGACGACGAUGGAGAAGAUUGGCUGGAAUGCGACAGUUGUGGCCAGUACUCCCCAUAAGUUGCAUCAAAGUGGAUUUCUCAGACUCUCUCUAGCCACCGGUACUUUGUCUGCCCUUGUUAAUUUCACAACAUCGUUGCGGAUUAGUGACGUAAAUUGAUAGUGGAGAAUAUUCUUCCCAGUGUGGGACUGGCUUAAGACUAAGCUAAGCUGUAUACAAUUCCUGAAAUUCCCGUUAUUUCACGAAUUAUUUGACGCUUAAGUGUUGACAAGUUUUUCGUAUUACGUAAGUAAAACAUUGACUCAACACUCCAAGGAAAAUCUCUCUUAAAAUUUACAGAUUCGAAGUUACCGUCCAAAAUUCAAACGUUACAGUUAGGUUUAUUGGCACAUUGAUAGCCUUGUAAAUAGCCCAAACAUACUGAAAACAUUUUCAUCAGUUUUUUUUAUAUCUUUAUCCUUUCUUCAGUGCGAUCUUACGCAUUACGGGUGUAAGAUCGUGGA
Molecule: messenger RNA, 771 nt
Organism: Stylophora pistillata
Lineage: Eukaryota; Metazoa; Cnidaria; Anthozoa; Scleractinia; Pocilloporidae
Source: RefSeq, a predicted model, not a curated record